Zerene cesonia (dogface butterfly) is the source of this 1106-nucleotide messenger RNA. Its product is annotated as protein Wnt-10a-like. NCBI's taxonomy places the organism in Eukaryota, Metazoa, Arthropoda, Insecta, Lepidoptera, Pieridae. The transcript is spliced from 4 exons. Gene Ontology annotation, molecular function: frizzled binding; cytokine activity. Gene Ontology annotation, biological process: multicellular organism development; canonical Wnt signaling pathway; cell fate commitment. The record is from RefSeq and is a predicted model, not a curated record. Gene Ontology annotation, cellular component: extracellular region. The coding region runs from base 540 to 1106 and encodes 188 amino acids.
CACACGGGCUUAGCUCAUCAAAGCAACAGUUUUGUGCCGAAAUAUCGACGAAUAAUUGCGUAAACAAGGAUAAUCAACGAGUAGGUGGAGCCGCCGGCGGCCGCACGCCCCUCUAAACUUUUUUCUCGUCGUCUGGGCGGCGCGGAGAGCACGCCUCGCGUCCCACGCGACCAUCCAUGCCCGACCAAAGACGCUCUAUAGACAACCCGACGGCAACGCGCCGACGGCGUAACGUAAACAAACAUUUGAUACACUCGAAUCGACUGUGGUGAAUUCAAAUCGAACACGAAUGCGACCGUGCCAGUGACCCUCCCCCAAUUAGCAAUCAAUAACGUCCAUUUCAGCGAUAGAAAAUAGCUUUUUAAUUAACGCCCGAUAAAGCAUGAAAUUCCCGCACGGACUAAACUAUUCGUAAAAUGUUUCCAAACCAGUUUACACUCGUUCUUUAGUGUGUUAAAAAUGUGUGUCUCUCGAUUAUGUACAAGUUGAACAAGUGAACGGAAAACAAUGAGACAAUACGAGGAUGUAGUGUUGCCAACAUGAAUAUAGCUAGAGUUGCCGGGGAAAACUGCAGAAUGACCUGGACAUUUCCAGCGAUAAUAUUCCUAUUCGUCCCACUAUUGAAUAUGGCAAGCUCAAGAGACGAACUUCCCCAUCUGAAGCUGAACUCGGCGCUCGCGUGUCGAUUCGUGCGCGGCCUCACGCGAGAACAGAGGUCCAUCUGCCACGAGGCGCCGGACACCGCGUCGGUGGCCUUCGAGGGUCUCCAGCUGGCUGUGAAGGAGUGCCAGCACCAGUUUCGCUGGCACCGCUGGAACUGCACCAGCCUGCUGUCGAAAAGUUCCAACCCGCAUGCCAGCGCGCUGAUGAAACGAGAUUUCUUUAUGUCUGUAUCUCUGGGUGUGAAGGGCUUUGUGUUUUUUCCACUCAUCGCACACGUUGACGUGGAAAUUUACGAGCAUGGAGGAUGGGAGACAACAAAUAAUAAGACGGACCUUCGUUGCCAGAUGUCGGCACAAAGGCCAUAUACCAGGGUGGCGAGAACGUGUCGAUACGAUCAAGUGCACGUGACAGGAAUACACGCCGCGAACGUCAUAAAAAAGUGA